Aureobasidium pullulans EXF-150 is the source of this 1003-nucleotide messenger RNA. RefSeq lists its product as uncharacterized. Gene Ontology annotation, molecular function: transmembrane transporter activity. The record is from RefSeq and is a predicted model, not a curated record. Gene Ontology annotation, biological process: transmembrane transport. The transcript has a single exon. NCBI's taxonomy places the organism in Eukaryota, Fungi, Ascomycota, Dothideomycetes, Dothideales, Saccotheciaceae. The coding region runs from base 7 to 783 and encodes 258 amino acids.
AUUCCCAUGCGAUCAUACCGCCAACGCAUGGCCCUCGUCACGCCAACUCAUGCUCCCGCAAAACUCUUCCUGCGUCACGUCUGGCAGCCGUUCAUCAUCUUGGCCACCUUCCCAGCCAUAACUUACGUCGCCUUCACUUGGGGUACUCAACUAGCCUGGUACUCGAUGGUCAACACAACAAGCGCUUCUGUCUUUCCAUAUCCCCCAUACAACUUCUCGACCACUGGUGUCGGUCUUCUCAAUCUGCCUGCCUUCAUUGGUGCAUCAAUUGCGUCAGUCUACACGGCACUGCUCUCUGACAGGAGCAUCCUCUGGUUGGCGAAGCGCAACAAUGGUAUCUAUGAGCCAGAGUUUCGCCUGUACACUGCCAUUUUCCCGGCCAUAGCUUCUGCAGUUGGCGUGUUCGUGUACGGUCUAUCAACAGCGCACGGCAUGCUCUGGAUCGUUCCUUGCAUCGGCAUCGGUAUCUUCGGCUACGGAUUCGUGGGACUGGGCCAUGGCGUUCUAACAUACCUUCUGGACGGCUACGGAAAUAUUGCUGGCGACGCCCUCGUUGGUGUCGCCUUUGUGCGCAACAUCUGUGCGACUGCUAUCGUGUUCGCAGCAACACCGUGGAUGGAAGCUCUAGGAAUGUAUGACCUUUUUGUCUGCGUAGGCUGUCUCGCAGUCUUCUUUGCACUUCUGGGGCUACCUGUGAUCAUAUGGGGCCGGAGUAUGCGGGUUCAUGGAGCCAAGCGAUACAUGAAGAUGGCGAGGCUCCAAUACGAUCCUCGAGGCCUAUAACAGAAACUCAGGCACUAUAGUUGACGUAGUCUUUCAAUAGGUUUGGCUGACGACAGUAAGAACAAAGUUUCAGGAGCAGAUCGCGCCGUUGACAGCGGGGUAACCAUGUUGGGGUAUGAUCGCACCGCGGAGUUUAGCCCUCGAAUUGAAAGUGGGCGUUGAGCUCCGGUUUUCAAAUAUCCUAGCAGACUAGGUUCAACAAUGACAUAGGUACCAGAUC